Messenger RNA from Helianthus annuus (common sunflower), 1354 nucleotides. RefSeq names its product bidirectional sugar transporter SWEET17. Gene Ontology annotation, biological process: carbohydrate transport. Gene Ontology annotation, molecular function: sugar transmembrane transporter activity. The record is from RefSeq and is a predicted model, not a curated record. The transcript has 7 exons. Gene Ontology annotation, cellular component: membrane. Bases 43 to 975 code for a protein of 310 amino acids. NCBI's taxonomy places the organism in Eukaryota, Viridiplantae, Streptophyta, Magnoliopsida, Asterales, Asteraceae.
AUCUAUUUUGUAACAAAAUCACAAAUAAAAAAGUAUGCAAUUAUGAAUGCAAGGAGGGCCCUUCAUUAUUUUAUAGAACAUAUUACAGUUGUUUUUUUUUUUUUUUUUUUUGUACUUCAAACAGCAUCUGAAUGCAAGUUGGGUCCUUCAUUAUUUUAUAGAACAGUUGUUUUUUGUUCAAAUUUCAAACAACAUCAAUUCUUCUUCAAUUUUUUUCUCCUCAUUCUUUCUUCCUCUUCUGUUCAAUCUUUAAGGAUGAACAACCUAUAUUUUUACGUAGGGAUCAUCGGCAAUAUCAUUUCAGUUAUGAUGUUUCUCUCCCCAGUGAAAACUUUCUUGAGAAUAGUUAAGAAAGGAUCAACAGAAGAGUUUGAGAGUCUUCCUUACAUUUGCACUUUGCUGAAUUCGAGUUUAUGGACUUACUACGGAAUUACAAAACCAGAUAGUUACCUGGUCGCAACCGUCAAUGGUUUUGGAGUUGUUGUAGAGAUUGUUUAUAUCUCCAUGUUCCUCAUUUAUGCUCCUCCAAGAACAAGAGCGAAAACUGCUAAGAUUGCUGGAAUAGUCGAUGUGGUGGUGUUUGCAGUGGCAGUUUUUGUGACACAGUUUGCGAUGGAAGGAGAAAUGAGGAUUAAUGUGAUAGGCUUCAUGGGUGCUGCCCUUAAUGUAGUUAUGUAUGCUUCCCCUCUUUCUGCCAUGAGGCUAGUGUGGACGACUAAGAGCGUAGAGUACAUGCCAUUUUUACUUAGCUUCUUCCUAUUUCUUAACGGCGGGGUUUGGUGUUUGUAUGCGUUUCUUGUGCAAGACUGGUUUCUCGGGGUACCAAAUGGGAGUGGAUUUGUCCUUGGGUUUGCACAGCUUGCACUCUAUUCAAUUUACAGAAAAUCUAACGUUACCUCUGAUGGCUUAGACUAUGGAUCGCAGCACCGUCACCUUCUCUCACCAUCCACUUCAGACCACACACACCCAGUAUGAUGAACAAAACACACAUACACAUAUAUUUAUUCCUAAAGCAAUAAUCAAAAAGAUCAAGGAGGAGUUCAUGCAGUUGAGACACAAAGGAGAAACCAUUGAUAAGAUCACGGGGAUCUUUCUCGAUAAGUUGAAAUUUUGUGGAUAGUUGGUAUAGUUCGGCAUAUUAGUUAAUGGCGUCUGUCUUUAAUGGCUACUAAUUUGUAUGCUUCUUACCCAAUGGGUUGAUGGUCUAUUGACAAAUGAAAAACCUUUAAAUUACACCUAGGUUUGGUCUAUUGACAAAUGAAAAACCUUUAAAUUACAGAACAAAGAGAUUAAAAAGAAUUUGCUGUGAUUUGUAUGUUUGUUGUUUUAUAUUCUUAAAAUACUUUUUAUAUUU